AGCAAAUGUUAUACGAUGGGAAUUCGGACUCAAUAUAUUACAAUCACUGGGCGAUAAAUGAUUAUCAAUACAUCAUUGACAACUAUCCAGUCAAAGUAAACUAAUUAUUACUGCACGAUAAUCAUGUAUUCAUAUCUUUUUUACAGCUUUGUACAUCCUAUUCUACGCCUCUCAGUAGAUCUAGUUCAAGCACCACUAAAGCCAGUAAUCAGUCUAUGGAGGAUUCUAGAGAAAAGAACCAAUUGUUAAGAGAACUAUAUCAGAUAAAAAAAGACAUCAUCAAGUUUAAAAAUGAAUUAAAUGGUUUAGCAAGACAAAUGGAUGGCAUGGAAGUUGACCUUAAUGUAUCAAAAAACAGGGUUCAGGAAAUUGAAGAGGAUAUAACAGCAACGCAGGAAGUAAAUGUUAAUCUUCAAGUAUUGCUAGAAAGAGCUGUCAACAAACAAAAGGAAACUGACGUCUAUGCAACCAGAGAAAUGAAAAACAUUCACUCUAAUUUAGCUAAUGUAAGUCGAUUUUUUAAAUAUAAAAAAUCAGGAUAUAAAUAUAAAUAUGCAUCAGGUGGUUUAUGAAACAGGGCAAUU
Molecule: messenger RNA, 584 nt
Organism: Rhizopus microsporus ATCC 52813
Lineage: Eukaryota; Fungi; Mucoromycota; Mucoromycetes; Mucorales; Rhizopodaceae
Exons: 4
Coding region: 216-572 (118 amino acids)
Source: RefSeq, a predicted model, not a curated record